Artibeus jamaicensis (Jamaican fruit-eating bat) is the source of this 5665-nucleotide messenger RNA. It is a transcript of the gene CHAF1B, whose product is annotated as chromatin assembly factor 1 subunit B. Gene Ontology annotation, cellular component: nucleus; CAF-1 complex. The record is from RefSeq and is a predicted model, not a curated record. The coding region runs from base 642 to 2288 and encodes 548 amino acids. Gene Ontology annotation, molecular function: protein binding. NCBI's taxonomy places the organism in Eukaryota, Metazoa, Chordata, Mammalia, Chiroptera, Phyllostomidae. The transcript is spliced from 13 exons. Gene Ontology annotation, biological process: nucleosome assembly; DNA replication-dependent chromatin assembly.
GCCGAGCGCCCCGCCCAAACGGUUUGGGGAAGCGGGGUCCCCUGUCCCGGGAGACUCCCUGCCCCGGCAGCGCGGUCCCUGGAAAGCGGGGCUCCCGAGCGGCCCCGGCCCUCUCUUCCUGUAGCCCCGGGGCAGCCGCCUCUUCCUGGGGACCACUCCCCCGGGCAGCCAGGCUCCUGGAACCUGGGGUUCCCUCCCGGGCCCGGCCCCCUCAUUCUACAGCCCCCUCCUCCUGGCACUCCCCUUCCCUCCCCGUGCGGCCCGCCCCCCAGCUCUCCCGGAGUGCCUCCAACCCCAACUAAGCGGGGAUGGGGCCGGCCUCCUGGAUUUUUCUCUGCCUGCUAGUCCAUUUUGCUCUUCUGGACAGACGGACGGAUGGUCGGAAGUAGCAGGACAAUCUCAAAAGCAGGGUCUCAGCAGAACAUUCUAGUUGGAAUUUGCGAGGUCUUGUGUCAAGACGUGAUCGGCCUCCCUUCCAACACAGCCGCCUUUUUCAUACUUGGGGGUCCUGGUUGCUCACGGGCGUUCAGGUUUCCUGCUGUAAUAGUUCAUUCCCAACGACUCACCGCUGUCCUCUGUCUCUGGGAAAAGAAUCGGCCGCGGACCAUUCCUGCUUCUGGGCUUCUGGGCGACGCGGGAGGAUGAAAGUCAUCACGUGCGAAAUCGCCUGGCACAACAAGGAGCCGGUGUACAGCCUGGACCUGCAGCCAGGCGCGGCGGGGCGGACCCACCGGCUGGCGUCCGCGGGCGUCGACACGGUCGUGCGGAUCUGGAAGGUGGAGAAAGGACCAGACGGAAAGGCCAUUGUGGAAUUUUUGUCCAGUCUUGCUCGCCAUACCAAAGCCGUCAAUGUCGUGCGUUUUUCUCCCAACGGGGAAAUGUUAGCCUCCGGGGGCGAUGAUGCGGUCAUUCUGUUGUGGAAGGUGAACGACAACAAGGAGCCAGAACAGAUCUUUCAGGAUGAGGAUGAGGCUGAGCUGAGUAAGGAGAACUGGACCGUCGUAAAAACACUCAGGGGCCACUUGGAAGACGUGUAUGACAUUUGCUGGGCCACGGAUGGGAAUCUGAUGGCUUCCGCCUCAGUGGACAACACGGCCAUCGUAUGGGACGUCAGCAAAGGACAAAAGAUCUCCAUCUUUAAUGAACAUAAAAGUUAUGUACAAGGAAUAACCUGGGAUCCUUUGGGACAGUAUAUUGCUACCCUGAGCUGUGACAGGACCCUGAGGGUGUACAGCACACAGAAGAAGCGUGUGGCUUUCAAUGUUUCAAAGAUGCUGUCGGGCACGGGCGCUGAAGGGGAGGCAAGAAGUUACCGGAUGUUUCACGACGACAGCAUGAAGUCCUUCUUUCGUCGCCUUAGCUUCACCCCUGAUGGGUCUCUGCUCCUGACGCCAGCUGGGUGCGUGGAGUCGGGCGAGAACGUGACCAGCACGACCUACGUCUUCUCCAGGAAGAACCUGAAGAGGCCUGUCGCUCACCUUCCGUGUCCCGGAAAAGCGACGCUGGCUGUCCGCUGCUGUCCCGUCUACUUUGAGUUGAGGCCGGAGGUGGACACAGACGGGCCGUCCCCCGGGCCGCUGGUGGCCCUGCCUUACCGCCUGGUGUUUGCGGUGGCCUCUGAAGACUCUGUGCUCUUCUACGACACGCAGCAGCUCUUCCCUUUCGGUUACGUGGCCAACAUUCACUACCACACGCUGAGCGACGUUUCCUGGUCCAGCGAUGGGGCCUUCCUGGCCAUUUCUUCCACCGAUGGUUACUGUUCAUUCGUGACAUUUGAGAAGGAUGAACUUGGAAUACCUUUCAAAGAGAAGCCAGACUUGAACUCGGGAACCCCUGAGACAGCGAGGAAAACUAAGAGUCAGACGCAACAAGGGUCUCCUCCAGGACCCAGACAGGCGGAGGGGACCCCUGCCGGCAGGACCCAGGACCCCAGCAGUCCCUGCGCUGCUCCCACUCAGGCGAGGCCAGCCCCAGCGGUGGCCAAGGACACGCCCGCGCCCCCGGAGGAGAGGAAGAGCCUGCAGCCCCGCAGUCAGAACAUGGGAGGGCCGCCGCCCCGCCAGGCCGCCCCACACACGCCGCGGGCCUGGAGCAAGACGCCCCGGAGAGUGAACUUGCUGCCCUUGAAGACAGAUACUCCGAAUUCGGAACCGAGCAGUGUGGCGUCAACCCUUCCCACCGAGGACAUGCAGACAGAGAUGCCUGGAGACCCUCGGGGCAGUUCCCCGGAGCUGAAACGGCCCAAACUUGGGGAACAUGACGGCAGUGCCCAAGGUCCGGACCUUUGAGGACAGCUGUCUCGUGCUGGAGGGCGGCCAAGUCUGGGGACUCUGUGUGCAGAGGGACGGGAGCAGGGCUGAAGGCCCCGGACCCGGCGUCAGAGGGGGCCUGGCGGACACUCCUAAAUGGGCUUCUGUAACCAGACGCACGGGGACCGGUUUUCCUCCCGAGACGUUUCCUCCCGUGUCCGAUGCGGUUUGCCUCGGAGGUGCGCGUGUGCCGAUAGGCCGCGUCCUCUGUGGGUGCGUGUCGGACCCGGGACCCGCUCAGCGUUCCCUGCUGGGAGCAGCAGGCGCUGCCGCCCGAGCCACUUCCGUGAGAGUGUGACGCCACGGGCAGCCGCUGCUCUCGCUGGAGCUGGGAAGCGAUGGUGAGGGUUUGUUCCGUAGAGUUCUGGAAUGUUUCCAUGGUUUUUAGAUUUAGAUUUCUAAAUAGCUGACUAAUCUCUGGAAGUUGUUAUACUUGAUUUUUGCUUUCCGGUUUUAAAGGUAAUACGUUCAUUCUAAAAAGUUAAUAAACUAGAGUGAAGUGGGAAAAAACAGGUUGGACCCUGGCCGGGUCGCUCAGUCAGUUACAGUGUUGUCCCAAUGCGCUAAGGUUGCGGGUUCGAUCCCCCAUCCAGGCACAAAGAAGCGAUCAGUGAAUGUAUAAGUGGAACAGCAGGUCAGUGAUUCUCUCUCUCUCUCAGAUCAAUUUUUUAACAAGAAAGAAAUAAAAGAAACAAAAAAAUUAAAGCAGGUUGGGAGUAGGCAUCGCCAUCAUCUCACCCCCAAAAGGAACCCUUGUUACUGUUUUGGCUUAUUUCCUCCUUCACCUUUUUAUUUUGUUUUGUUUUUUCUUUUUAUGGGGAGAGUUGAGAUUUUACUUUAGAUGCCAUUUGGUAUCCAAAUAGGUUAACUUUUGAGAUUGAUUUUUCAAAGCAAGAAAAUGUAACUUCGAAUUUUCACCCGUGCCUCUGCUCUCCCCGGUCCCUGGACGGCGACAAGGUCCCCGUUCCUGUUGGGAAGACGGGGAAUUGGGGCUGUUGCUGCAGGAGGCACAGGGCGGAGCGACUGGGUGGUGGCCCGUGUGGCGGCCGGGGAGCCCCAGUUUAGGAGCUGGCGCUGAGAAGAGGUGUCCCAGCGCAAGGUCAGUGCUGAUGCCGUCACUCUGGCUCAGUGGACACGAGUCAGGUCAGGGCCCUGCGCCCAGUCCUUCCUGCCCCACCUUCCCCAGGUGGGGGCCGCCCGCCAGGUCUCUGACCCUGGAGGGAGAAGACUAACCCGAGUCAGCAGCAAUGGGGGAGGAAGUGGGGGAAAGCUUCCCUGGGCUGCUCAACCUGCGGCCUUAACAAAGAUGAUUUGCCUCGCUUUUAGAUGGGAAGGUGGCAAACUGGGGGCCAUGGACCGUGCGGAGAACUGGAAGGUGGCUGCCUGCAGGGCUGUCACCACGCAGGCAUGGGCCACACAGCGCCAAGACACUUUAAAGUGUCAGAAGUGUCUGUUUUGACCAGAGGCCCCCCAAUGUAGCUGCCCUUGAGAUCCCUUGAAGAGCUGACAAACUCUGACAGCUGGGUCCCCUCUGGAGGGUCUGGCCACAGUGGUCUGGGCUUGGCCUGAACCUUAGGCUCCUUUCAAGGUCCUCAGGGGAUGGUGACUCGCGGCCAAGGUUGGGGAAUCAAAAGGGAAAGCUGUCCCAGACAGGGUCUCUCCCGGUGGGUACCUUCCCCCCAAGAGCGCAUUGUGUCCCGUUCCUGCGUCUCCUCUGUGUCCUCAUUGACCGACAGGAAAGCUUCAGGGCUCCAGACUGGGGGACCCCAGGGUGGUGCUUUCGCUCUUCAGGGAGAAAGGCCCUCUUCAUCUUCCUGCCGCUGGGGUGACCAUGCUUGGAGCUCAUCCCUGUGCAGACAGGAAUGAUGGGGGGGUGGGUUCUCAGGGCCACCCCUCAUGGAGGAGUGUGUUUGGUUCCACGUGUCAGUCUCUGCAGCAAUGACAGGCGGAGGGUGGCAGGGCCCCUCCGGUGUGUGUUUGCAGGCAUGACUCAUUGCUCUGCAGCCACCACCUUGGACGUAAACAACAGUAUCUCAGAGCUGGAGCAGCAUUAGCUUUGUGUCCUGAGCCACACACUGGGCUGCACCAGGCCCUUCACAGGGGUCUCCAGCAGCAGGAGCCUGGCCAGCAGCUCCAGCAGCCCAAGCCCCAGGGCGGCCGCUGGUGAGAACUCAGCACCUGGGUCGGUAGCUGCACGGGGUCCUGUUUGGCUUUUGGGCUGUGUUGCCUGAUUUCUCCAGCAGCGGCUCCGUGGGGCAGGGAGCCAGGGGCCAGUGCAGAUGGGCUGACUGCUGGCAGGACCUGACAUGGGUUCCCUGUGGUCUGGGAGUGUGACUCAGGGACCAGAGCCUGCCCCCACCUGUGUGUCUGAGGAGGAAGGCUGAUGGGUUUGCCGGAGCAUGAAGCUGCCAUUACAUGUGGGGGCACAUGGUGAGGAGGGGGACCCAGUGGGUGGCCAGGCUUGGACCAUCAUGGAAGCCAGUGAAGCAGGGUGUCCAUCACCAGGACAAGGGCACUUCGGUGGGUAGUCAGAAAGGGUGAGGGGCAGUCAGUCUUCCCAGCCGCUGCCCUGGUCCUUGCUGAAGGCACAUCUGCAUUUGAAGGAGGCCAUGGGCCCCUCUGCCAUGGCUCCUGUCCUGGGCCCUGAGGACUUGGAGUCGAGGGGUCAGGGGUGGAGGAUGAGCGGCCGCUCCUCCUGAGCCUGGAGUCUCUUGGGGCCCCUGCAGCUUCCCUUUCUGUGUUAUUUUGUUGUAUUCUGGUCUCUGCUCCCUCUCACCUGGUGAGGGUGUGUGUGUAUGUCUGUCCACCUGUCUGUCUUCGAGACAGACAGGCCUCAGACAACUUACUUCACUUGGGGAAGUUAGUGUACAGCUCCAGAAACGUGGACUUGGCCCACUUUCACAGAGGCGGGGGAAGAGGAUGAAAAUGAGAGGGGGGGUUAGAUGGUUCUAGGCAAGCCACUUCCUUCUGCAUGCUUGCACAUGUGCGUGCAUUCCUGUAGCCACUAGGUGUCACUGUCCCCAUGGAGUGGUCCCUGCUUACGGCCGCCUCAGCCCAAAAGCUCUGCCCCUCUCCCUCCCCCGAGUUUCCCUCUCGGGCUCACCCAGCGCAGCCUUGGACAUUGCUUCAGUCCCUGGGGUCCACACCUGGAGGGUAGCCCGUUCUCCAGCCUGGGUGGGCCCCUGUGCCCGAGUCCCGCUUCCGUCAGCACGGAGAGAGUAACAGCCACUCACCCGGGUCCCCCAGGGAAGCCCUUUCUCCCCAGGCUUUGGCUCUGUGAAGCAGCGAGUCCCGUCCCUUUGAAAGCUGCGGUAACGGAUGCUUAGUAGUGGUGACGUGGGGUCCAUACCUCUCCC